ACACCACCAUCUUCAACAAAUACAAUGGAAGUACCUUAUCUAUAUGUCUCCUUUCUACUACUUCUAGGUUCCUACCUCUUCACAUCCCUCUUUCGUCGAAAAUUCUCCAACCUCCCGCCCACUGUCUUCCCGUCUCUCCCCGUAAUCGGCCACCUCUACCUUCUGAAACCACCACUGUACAGAACCUUGGCAAAAAUCUCCGACAAAUAUGGUCCCAUUGUCCGCCUCCAAUUGGGCUUCCGCCGUGUCGUGGUGAUCUCCUCCCCUUCCCUCGUCGAAGAAUGCUUCACCAAGAAUGACGUCAUCCUCGCCAACCGCCCCCGGAUGCUAUUCGGCAAGAUCAUCGGUGUCAACUACACUAGUUUAGCCUGGGCGCCCUACGGCGACAACUGGCGCAACCUCCGCCGCAUAGCAUCCAUCGAGAUCCUAUCCAUCCAUCGUCUGAACGAAUUCCACGACAUACGAGCCGAAGAAGGAAGGUCGCUGAUCCGUAAGCUAGCGUCCAGUUCUUUUCCGGUGACAAUGAAGAAUUUAUUCUAUGAGCUGACUUUGAAUGUGAUGAUGAGGAUGAUCGCCGGGAAGAGGUACUUCGGUGGUGAUAAUCCGGUGUUGGAGCAAGAAGGAAUACGAUUCAGGGAAAUGCUACAUGAAACCUUUAUACUCGCCGGAGCUUCAAACGUCGGAGAUUAUUUGCCAAUUUUAAGUUGGUUGGGAGUGAAGGGACUGGAGAAGAGGUUGAUCGCGUUGCAGGAGAAAAGAGAUGUUUUCUUUCAAGGAAUUAUCGAUGAACUUCGCAAAUCAAAAGGAAGUGAUCAAGCCCGAAACAAAAGGAAGACAAUGAUCGAAGUUUUGUUAUCACUACAAGAAUCCGAUCCCGAAUACUACACUGAUGCAUUGAUCCGAAGCUUUGUGCUUGUUUUAUUAGCAGCUGGGAGUGAUACUUCAGCAGGAACCAUGGAAUGGACCAUGUCCCUUCUACUAAACCACCCAGAAGUUCUACAAAAGGCGCAAAACGAGAUCGAUCAAGUUGUCGGAAAAGAUCGUGUUGUUGAUGAAUCUGACAUAUCAAAUCUACCUUACCUUCGUUGUAUCAUAAACGAGACCCUUCGACUGAAACCCCCAGGCCCUUUACUAGUUCCACACGAAGCAUCAGAAGAUUGUGUGAUAGGAGGGUAUAACAUCCCCGGAGGGACGAUGGUGCUGGUGAAUCAAUGGGCGAUACAUCAUGACCCGAAGGUCUGGGCCGACCCGGAAACGUACAACCCGGAAAGAUUUGAAGGUCUGGAAGGGACAAGAGAUGGGUUUAAGCUGCUGCCGUUUGGGUCUGGAAGGCGGAGUUGUCCGGGGGAAGGGUUGGCUGUGCGUCUUCUUGGGAUGACUUUGGGGUCGAUGAUUCAGUGUUUUGAUUGGGAAAGGAUUAGUGAAGAAAUGGUGGAUAUGAGUGAAGCUCCUGGGCUUACGAUGCCUAAAGCUGUUCCAUUGGUCGCCAAGUGUAAACCACGUCUACAGAUGGAGAAUCUGUUGUCGCAGCUGUAAUUAAGUCGAUUGUUUAUUCGGAAGAAGUUGGUGAUGAUGCGUUAGCUCCUGUUUCUAACUAGCGGGAUUACGAAUAUACUUAUGAUUCCUUUAGUUGCCUUCAUGUUGCAUCUUGUUGAUAGGAAAAUUUGAAAUGAGUUAAAAUAAGCGGAUUAUGGGUAUAUUUUGAGACGAAC
Lactuca virosa is the source of this 1712-nucleotide messenger RNA. Lineage: Eukaryota; Viridiplantae; Streptophyta; Magnoliopsida; Asterales; Asteraceae. The record is from the annotation of a GenBank genome assembly.